This is a messenger RNA of Nicotiana attenuata, 4170 nucleotides long. Its product is annotated as U-box domain-containing protein 13-like. Gene Ontology annotation, molecular function: ubiquitin-protein transferase activity; protein binding. The transcript has 4 exons. The record is from RefSeq and is a predicted model, not a curated record. Gene Ontology annotation, biological process: cell surface receptor signaling pathway; protein ubiquitination. Gene Ontology annotation, cellular component: nucleus; cytoplasm. NCBI's taxonomy places the organism in Eukaryota, Viridiplantae, Streptophyta, Magnoliopsida, Solanales, Solanaceae. The coding region runs from base 2082 to 3779 and encodes 565 amino acids.
GUUCUUUGAAAUUGCUGUAAUUACAAAUCGUUAGAUCAGUGAUAGGAAGUUGCAAAUUAGCUAUAAAGAAAAAGUGAGUACACUUUAAAGGUGAAUCAGGGAGUGGGAUUGGCUCUGGUUUCAUCUAUGACCUAUAUAUGUUCACUCUCUUUAAACCCUUGUGAUAUUAUCUUCUUACAUGGGAAUAUGCAGUAAAUGAAUAUUGCCGUCCCGCCAAAUUUGAUUGUGAGCCGCUUGAAGAUUUCUAAUAGUAGAUAUAGCUCACUUAUGAGUCUGAUUUUGUUUCACAUGGCUUUAAUUCUGGAUAUACUUUCCGAUUCGCAUAAUCCAUGAGCCAAAUGGAUUUUGAUAAUCCCUGAUAUGGACUCUGGUUCUGAAUUGCUGGUUAUUAAUAAAUGUAAUCAAGCAUAACUACCUCAACGUGUAGUGAUUAGAGUUAAGAUGCGAACCUCUUGCAGAGUUUGAUUUCCACGUGUGAUGGUCCAGUUUCAAACUUUAGAGUUGAAAUCUCCAUUUAUUCUCCAAAACCUGAUUUAAUUUGGUAACAAGGAAAUUAAUUCCUGCCGAGGAUGCUUUUAUGACUUGAUACGUUAAUCGAACACUACAGGAAGGAGCGCUGUUAUCUCUAACAAAUGACUCAAGAUUUCCUGUAGAAAUUCCACUACUUGUUCUUCCUGGCCUCUUAGAGAUGCUCCUUUCUUCUGGCAAAAUUCUAUAUCUUUGUCUAUGGACUUCUUCCUGGAGUUUGCUCCCACAGGAGUUACUACUCUGCCACACAAGCUUCUUUUGUUUACUUAUUUUGUGAAGAAAACCAACGAGGUUGUCAUCUUUAAGUCAACAGCGCUCCUCCGUGGCAUAAAUACACACACACACACACACCUCUACCCUUCUCCACUUAAAUACCAAGCUUUUGUCGCCUAAUCCACACAUCAUGUGUUGCGCUCUUAUCAUUAAACCAAAACCAUGGGAUCUCUUCCAUGACAGAAUAUCUUGAUUGGACUUACGUGAUUCGUUCUCCCUGCUGCCCUAAAAGUGAGAAGCUGGCGACAAACUAUAAGAAAAAGCAAAUGAAAGGGAGGAAAAUAAACCCAUACAUAUCAUAAAACGAUGGAAGAGGAAAGAGAGAUCAGAGAGUAGGCUCUAGACUUAUGUUAUGUGUGAAAUUUCUAAUCAUGUGACAUUAGCUAUUGGGUUACUUUAGGAAAAAAGUUACCUACACCCGGUGUUUACACCAUCUCAUAUUAAUUUAUGGUUAAGUGGUAAAUUAAGCUGAGAAUACAUAUUCAUCUAUUAUGGUUAAAUGAUAAAGGUAUGUGUAAAAGAUACAUGUCACGUAUUUUUGAAUUGGCACAAACACUGGGCGUAGACAAGUUUAACCCAGUUAGUGAUUUCUAACUUCAAAAUUGGCUGCUCAUUAUUUGCUCAUAUAGCUGAACAAGCUUUCUGAAGACUUUGGCAGGAUUUUAGAAUCACUCGCUGCUGUAAAUGUAGUAUCUUUAUACGGAUGUUCUAAUCUGACAAGUGAAGAGAGUUGCCAGCAAGGAGCACAAAAUGUUUCAAUAGUUUUAAUUAUAAUACAUGGCCACUGAACUAAUUGAAAGGCUCGUGGUAUAUCUGGUCAAAAAAUUCUAAAAAUAUUUUACCACCUGUUCUAGCAUAGUAACGUAAUGUUGGUUGUCUGAGGUCAUCACAUUUUUGCUUCUUUACCCUGUUCCCCCCAAGGGCAUUGGUGCACACUCUUUUGAAAACAUCAAAAGGGCAUUUUGUACGUCAUUGUCUAUAAUUAUGCACUUAAAUCUAUUUGAAUAUGCUUCAACAAUUACUUGAGAUGUGAGAAGAUUAAUUAGAUUAUGAAGAACAUCACAUUUUUCCGAGUACAUUGGUGAAAACAUGAAAGUUCUAGAACAAGUAAGUGUACCUGCCUCCUGUUAGCUGAUAGCUUUUACUAGGAAUUUGGUCCCUCGUGAACCUUUACAUUAACUGCUUGAUUGGCCUGAUAUCCAGACACAAUAAACUGACUUGUUCUUUAGGAUGCCGAGAGAUGUCUGAACGCCUGGCAGGUGCUAGAAAGGGAGCAGAUCAUGAAUAAAUUUCAAGAGGUGACGUCUCAGCUUGAACAAGCUUUAAGUGGAAUUUAUUAUGAAAAGCUUGACAUAUCCGACGAAGUUAAAGAACAGGUUGAACUUGUCCUUUCUCAGUUCCGAAGAGCCAAGGGAAGGAUUGAAACACCUGAUGUUGAACUGCAUGAAGAUUUGUUUUCUCUUUAUAGCAAGUGUAAUGAUGCUGUGGUAGAUCACGCUGUCCUUAGGCGGUUAGUCGAUAAGCUACAGCUGACUGAAUUAGAUGACCUUAAACAAGAAUCACUAGCUUUGCAUGAAAUGGUCAUUGCCACAGAUGGGGAUCCCGAGGAGAGAAUAGAAAAGAUGUCAAUGCUACUGAAGAAAAUUAAGGACUUCGUACUGACUGAGAACCCAAACAUUGAUUCUUCUGCAAGGGAAAAGUCUUCAAUGUUUAGUGGACAAGCAUCUGAAGACGGGAGCCAGAAGGCCCCAGUUAUACCAGAUGAUUUUCGUUGCCCUAUAUCCCUGGAGUUGAUGAGAGAUCCCGUCAUUGUUUCAACUGGGCAGACCUAUGAACGUUCUUGUAUUGAGAAGUGGCUGGAAGAUGGGCAUAGCACUUGUCCCAAGACCCAACAAGCUCUCACAAGCAAAGCUCUGACACCCAACUACGUGCUGCGUAGCCUUAUAGCACAGUGGUGUGAAGCAAAUGGGAUUGAACCACCCAAAAGACCAGGUAGUUCUCGACCCAAUAAAUCAGCAUCCGCAUGCACCCCUGCCGAGCGCUCGAAGAUUGAAAAUCUCCUGAGAAAGCUCAAAUCUGGCAGCCCUGAAGAGGAACGCUCUGCUGCAGGUGAAAUCCGCCUUCUUGCGAAACGUAAUGCUGAUAAUCGUGUUGCAAUCGCUGAAGCGGGUGCCAUUCCUCUGCUGGUCCACCUUCUAUCCACACCUGAUUCUCGGACCCAAGAGCAUGCUGUUACAGCACUUCUUAACCUUUCCAUAUGUGAGCACAAUAAAGGAAACAUCGUAACUUCAGGGGCAGUGCCUGGUAUUGUGCAUGUGCUGAAGAAGGGGAGCAUGGAAGCCCGCGAAAAUGCAGCAGCCACCCUAUUCAGCCUUUCAGUUAUAGAUGAAAAUAAGGUUACCAUUGGGUCUUCUGGAGCAAUUCCUCCACUAGUAGCAUUAUUAAGUGAAGGUACCCAAAGGGGAAAGAAAGACGCUGCUACAGCGCUUUUCAAUCUGUGCAUUUAUCAAGGGAACAAGGGCAAGGCAAUAAGGGCUGGAGUUGUACCUACACUAAUGCGGCUGCUCACGGAACCACAAGGUGGUAUGGUUGAUGAAGCACUUGCUAUUUUAGCAAUCUUGUCAAGUCACCCAGAAGGGAAGGCAGCUAUCGGAGCUGCAGAAGCAGUUCCUGUUUUGGUGGAUGUUAUCUCAAAUGGGUCUCCAAGAAACAAAGAAAAUGCAGCUGCAGUUUUAGUACACCUCUGCUCUGGGGACCAACAUCAUCUAGUCGAAGCGCAGCAACUAGGUUUGAUGGGUCCUUUGAUGGAUUUAGUACAAAAUGGCACAGAAAGGGGUAGAAGGAAGGCAACCCAAUUGCUUGAAAGACUGAACAGAUAUGCUGAGCAGCAAAAACAGCCCCAGGCGCAAGCGGAGUCUCAAAUUCAUCACCAGCUGUCGCGGUCGCCACCCAUAUCGACUAAUACCAUUGGCAGUUGACUGCUUACAACAACAACUAAGCCACAAUCCCAGACAAGUUGGGGUCCGCUAUAUGACAGUUGAAUGCUUAUUGUUCUUUUUUUUCCUAGUUUGUUUGGCUUUUCUUUCUUGGUUCUUUUACUAAGCAUUUGAUGACAUUUAGCAUGGCUUAGAGAAAGAAAGGGUGGGGUGAGGGAAAGGUGGAAGAUCACCAGUCCCAUUCAUUAAGUUAUUUAUUUGAUUUUCUUGGGUUGAGGCUUCUACUCCCAUGAGAAUAAGCGAUGGAACGAGGGUAAGACCUGAAAAAACAUACAAGGAAAAAAUUGACUUGCAAAAAUGUCUGAUGUAUCAUUGUAACAGUUGUACAAGUGUUAUCUUCCUCAGUUUUUAUAGAAGGAGAUGCUUUCCAUUA